UGCUUUUAACAGUGAUUUAGCCAUGGUUUUCGUAUUGUGGAAGAAGGUAUGUUUCCCCUAUCAAAAGAGAUACCAACUGUAUGUUCAACGGUAAUGGAUUCUACGUGUAAGCUAGCUUGGUAGCUAGCUCUUAUAUGUAGGAGUAAUUAGCGUAUCGUAUUUGUUUGUCUGUUUCACAUCAACAAUUUAAAUGUCUGAGCAGAGUUAAGAAACAUCGUAAUAUCCAAAAGACUGUCAGUGAUAAUGUUUCCGUUAUUACAAAGAUUGUAGAAUGGAGGAGUACGAUGAUGGAGAGGAAGAGGUGCGAAAAUCUUCCGAAAGCAACAAAACGAAAAAGAAAUCGUUGUGUCGUGUGUUGAUGCAGAAGAAAACGAAAGUUGGCUGUCUGUCAACAAAUUCGGAAGAAUUUUUCCACAAGAAAUCUAUGUGUGAAGAAGGAAAACUUGAGGAAAGGAAAGGUAGUCCAGUGAAAGUUAUUACGCCGAGGGACUCGGGUGACUCAUUGGAAAACUUCCAGACUAAGGCGAAAUUACAAAAGAAUUAUCAGUGUUCUGAAUCCUCGAGUGAUUUAAAUAAUAGCACAAAAGUGGCACUGUGUUGUGCAAUGACAGAGCGUUCCAGAUCAUCAAGCAGCAACCAGCGGUCUGAUUAUCAGUGUGUUGCCGAAGAUAAAUCAAGUAUAAAAACCGUCGCUCAGUUGGGGACAUCGGCUGAAGAAAAUACUACCAAAAAAGCCUUCAGCGACAAGAAGUCGGCGUCGUUGGAGGAAACCUUUAGUAUAAAUUCCGACAUUGCGAGUAAUAGAAAGCAAAAUGAAUCAAGUUCUGGAGAUAGAGAAGAAACGUCAUCUGUGCAUCACGAGUUGUCCCUAUCACCAUCGGCAAGCGAAAUUUCUUCUUGUGAAUCUUGCUCACCUAAAAAUUCUGUUUCACAAGCCCGCCUGAGAAGGCAACUACUCUCUCAGAGGAGAUCGGCAGAUAACCUUGUAUCUUGUGCGGCACAACAUUCCUCUCCUGUUUCGAACAGGAGUGCACCAGAACAACGUCGUUUUAAAAAGAGAUCAUCGUCACAUGACGCUGCAGCAGUUCAAGAUGAUGACAAAAAAGAGAAGGCAGUUCUUACAGUAAAUAAUGAGAAUUCUGUGUCUGGAAAUUCAUCUUCCACAAGAGGACAGAAAUUUGUGGCUUCAAUGGAUAGUUUGGCAAGGAAUUCCUUACUUGCAGCACAAGUUCUGCAUUUGAUACCAACAAUCAAAGCUAGGGAAAGGAACUUUUUACACGGCCGUAUUGCCGCCAAUUCACUUCUUGGAUCAGUGGAACUGGAACGCACACUGCCCCACCGUGAACUGCGGAUCUUUGUGGGAACAUGGAAUAUGAAUGGACAGCCUCCUCCACAUGAACUUAAUGACUUCAUGCUCCCAGCAACUUUAGAACACGUCCCAGAUGUUGUUGCAAUUGGCACUCAAGAGAGCUAUUCGGAGAGGUUUGAGUGGGAAGUGAGUUUACAGGAAACGCUUGGACCUUCACAUCUCCUGCUACAUUCAGCAGCACUAGGGACACUGCAUCUUGCUGUGUUUAUACGGCGUGAUCUCUUAUGGUUUUGUUCUGUUGCUGAGGAGGCAAGCUACAGUGUUCGACCUGGAACAGCAUUCAGAACAAAGGGUGCUGUAGCAGUGGCGUUUAUGUUGUUUGGCACAUCAUAUUUGUUCAUUACUUCACACCUUACAGCACAUAUGGAGAAGGUCAAGGAAAGAAUUCAGGAUAUCAAGAAAAUUGUGCGUUCAUUAGAUCUUCCAAAAAUUCUGCCGAUUCGUCACAAGAGUAAAGAUGUAACACAGAAUUUUGAUUAUGUGUUUUGGUCUGGGGAUUUGAACUUCAGACUUUCUCAGCCCCGUGAUGAAGUUUUGCAGUGGGUAUCAGAGCAAGAAUUCCCCUUGCCCUUGCCACAUAGUUUACACAGUGAUCAGUUGAAAGCCAUUAUUGCAGAAGGAAGUGUCUUCCGAGAUUUUGAAGAAGGUCCUAUAACAUUCCCACCAACGUAUAAGUAUGAUCCGGGAACGCAGAUGUUUGACAGUUCGCACAAACAGCGCACACCAGCAUACACAGAUCGCAUCUUAUACAAAUGUCGAAGUGGUCGUGGCGUUCUGCAGUGUUUGCUGUAUUCAUCAGCUCCAUCCAUCUGCACAUCAGAUCACAAGCCAGUGUGGGGCCUCUAUAGCAGUGCUGUGCGACCUGGGAUUGACACUAUUCCUUUGGCAGCAGGCCUCUUCAAUCGUGAUGUGUACCUUGAAGGCAUCAAGCGACGUGCUGCUGCAUUGGAUAGAAGCCAAGGAACCUCGGCUAUUUGUAGUAUGCAAUGA
Messenger RNA from Schistocerca cancellata (South American locust), 2359 nucleotides. It is a transcript of the gene INPP5E, whose product is annotated as inositol polyphosphate 5-phosphatase E. Gene Ontology annotation, molecular function: phosphatase activity. Bases 272 to 2359 code for a protein of 695 amino acids. Lineage: Eukaryota; Metazoa; Arthropoda; Insecta; Orthoptera; Acrididae. The transcript has 7 exons. Gene Ontology annotation, biological process: phosphatidylinositol dephosphorylation. The record is from RefSeq and is a predicted model, not a curated record.